AUGCCUGCCAAAGGUAUUUUAUGUGUUAUUUGUGGUACUCGAGGUCGAUAUCGUCGUUCACAAUUUACGAAAAUCUGUACAAUUGAAAGAGAAGAGAAGAUUCGUGAAGGUUAUCGCCGUCGACUAAAAAAAGAAUUAAAUUCGUCACUUUUUAAUGAACAAAUACAUUUAUCUUGUUACAAGUCACUUGUUUAUGACAUAGGACCACUUUCAAUAAAUUCCGGAGCUGGUCGAUCGAGGCGAAGAAAAUGCUACUCUAGACAAUUACCACAUUCUAAUUCUUCUUUAACUGUUGUUACUAGUGAUCGUUCAACAUUUACAAUUACUUCGUAUGAUUUAUCUACUGCAAGCAACAAUACUGAUGUAUUUCCUACUACAUGUUCUAAUGAAAAUGAACGACCAAACUAUGAUUGUAACGACAUAACUGAUAUGAAUUCGUCUUUAAAUGAUCACUCCAAAAAUUUAGAAUUGACUGAAGAACCAUGUAAUGUUAAUUUAUCAGUUCAUACACUAUCAGAUGAUGAUGCAUGUUUGUCGAUUGGUACUGUCCAUCAAUCUAUUCGUAACACCGAACUAUGUACACUUUCAGAACAAUAUUUAACUCCUUCAAGUAUCAAUAGUGGAAUUGCUAAACAAAUUAAUACUGAAAAGGAACAAUUGACACCCGUUUAUAGUGAAGAACCAUUCCAAUCUAUUCAGCUUGAAGAGGAUCAGUUAUCAACUGUAAUGGAUGUCAACAAUAAUAAUGAUAUUAGUAUGAACAAUUUAGUUAAACAUGGAAAUAUGCGGAAACUACCAUCUCGACCAAAACGAAGGAGGCAAACACGAAUGUCAUCAAAACGUGAUAUUCAUGGAAAAUCAACCAGGUAUGAAAUGAGACCACCAUGUCCAGAUACUACUGAAGAAAUUAAUUUGUAUUCGAAUGGUUUUGAAGAACUCUGUGCUUAG
Adineta ricciae is the source of this 948-nucleotide messenger RNA. The record is from the annotation of a GenBank genome assembly. Lineage: Eukaryota; Metazoa; Rotifera; Eurotatoria; Adinetida; Adinetidae.